Messenger RNA from Alligator sinensis (Chinese alligator), 2522 nucleotides. RefSeq lists its product as uncharacterized. The transcript is spliced from 3 exons. NCBI's taxonomy places the organism in Eukaryota, Metazoa, Chordata, Crocodylia, Alligatoridae. The record is from RefSeq and is a predicted model, not a curated record. Bases 252 to 1814 code for a protein of 520 amino acids. Gene Ontology annotation, cellular component: membrane; extracellular region. Gene Ontology annotation, molecular function: lipid binding; metalloendopeptidase activity. Gene Ontology annotation, biological process: lipid transport; lipoprotein metabolic process.
GCCGCUCCCGGCCACCCCUGCACAGCCGAGCUGCGGGCACCGGAGCACGGGAGGAGCCGGGGCGGACGGACUGUCUCCCUCUGCUCCAGGCACAGGACCUCAGCCUCUGCCACCCCCUGCACACCGCAUUUCUGCAGCCCCCGUGGGACCCUGGAGCAGAGCAUCAAGCCACUGCUGCCACGUGCCCCAGAGCACAAGACCCUGCUCAGGGCUCGCAUUGGAAAGCUGCUUGUGACUGAAGCAUAUGGGCGAUGUCUGCACAGGGGAUGAGCUUCCAGGAAGUCACGGUGUGCAGCGAGAUAGCAAACCGAAGAACAUGCUACACUUAUAAAACGUACCGCGAUGACAGAGGUGUCCCCCUGGCCAAAGGGAAGGAGAGCAUCGCAGAAGCAGCGAGGCAGAGCGCGCUGGACAUCCUGAGAGACGCCCUGAAGAAGAAGGACCGUGUGCUCAUGGAGACGCCCCGGCACCUGAUUUGCUGCGACUGUGAAGAGCCCAAGUUGUGGAUGGAGCGGUUCGCGGUCCUGACAGAGCAGCGGGUGAGAGACCUCAUCUUGGUGCUGCAGGAAGCCAAGCUGGUGGAGGAUCCUUCCAGGGGAAACCUUCUUGCAAAGAGCAGCCAGAAACAUGGAGACAAAACCAUUUACCUGGGCCCGCGAUUCUGGGAGGCUCCGAGGCACCUUGACAAGGAUUCGCAGCCGGGGAUUUUAAUCCACGAGGCCUCGCACUUCCUGGGCGCGCAGGAUGUCUCCUACCAGCCAGUCAGCAUCUACGUCGGCUGCAAGGGGCCGAUGGUGAAAACCAGCUCGCCCGACCCGGCCAGUCCACGGUUUGUUCCUCUGCCGAACGCGCUGCCCAGCGCCAACAACGCGGAGUAUGAGUUUGAAGUGACCCUGCGGCACCGGGGAGACUACGCGCAAGGGAGAUACUCCUGCUGCGGGGAGACGGCGAGGAGCUCCGUCUGCGAGAGCGCCGUGCCCAUCGAGCUCUUCGCUCCUCCGAACGACCUGGGCAAAUUAGAAGAGCUGAGCAUUCCUGAAAUACUGAGGGAGAGGCUGCUGCCGGCCCGGGACAGGCUGCAGCAGCACGUAGCGGCGCUCCGUGUAAUCGCCGACGCUGUGGACGAGGUUCACAGAGGAGCCACGAUAGCAAACAUUACCGGAGGGGCGGUGGGCAUCGCCGGCGGGGUCACCACCAUCGUGGGGCUCUGCCUCGCCCCCGUGACCUUCGGGGCAUCGCUGAUCGUCUCCCUCGUGGGACUCGGUGUCUCCACAGCCGGCGGGCUGACCAGCAUGGCAGCGACCACCACCGACAUGGUGCAGAGUCGGGUCAAGAAGGAGGAGAUCAACGGGCUCCUGGGCCAGUGCCAGGCUGAGGUGCAGCUAAUCCAGCAGUACAUGGAGUACGUCUCAGUCCGGGUGCAAGAGGCCAAAGACGGUGCCGGGCUCAAUCUGCUGUUUGCAAUCCCGCAGAUCGGGGCCGGAGCAGGGCGCACUAUUCUCAACACCAUAAAUAUGGUCAGAGCUGGAGAGCUGCUGGCUAACGCCAGCCGCGUCGCGAGAUUCGCAGGAACUGUCACGCACGUCCUGACAGCCCUCACGCUGGGCCUGGACAUCUUCUUCGUAGCCAAGGACUCCAUAGAGCUCCACAAAGGCGCCAAGACGGAGCUGGCCAACAAGAUCCGAGAGGCAGUCGCCGAACUGCAGCAAGUGAUCGACCAAGUCAACGACGUGUAUGAGGUGCUGACCGGGGAGAAACCCGAACCGGACCCCGAGGAAACGGGCAGCGCCGCAGGGUCAGCUCCCAGCGAGUGAGACUCGGGGACCACGGACGUCACACCGCCGUGCCCGUCUGACUGGGAGGUGAUUCACAGAGCACACCCCCCAGUCACCGUUCAACACAAUCACAGUUGUUGCGUGUCACCGCGUGAUUCAAGGAAGGUCUAAAAUGAGGUGGCGGGUUGCAGUCAGUAGUGGUGUUUGUUGCAUUGUUUGUACACAGAUCAGAGCAGGUGGGAACAUGCACGUGCUAGAUUCACGGGCAGCCUGCCUGUUAACAUCACCCUCUGCCCCCGGGACACUGUUCCCGGCAGACCGGGGCCUUUCCCACGCUGGGCUCAGCCCAAAGCAGAAGUUAAGAGGUGCUGAGAAGUUUGUGUUCUGCGCUUGUUAAGAAAGCCAGGAAGCUCCUGGGUGCUUCCCCAGGCGAGGCGCCAGAUGUGCACACUGGGAAACGGCCAAACCAAAUUAGCUAAAACUUGGCUCAUUUAGAGAGUCCACUAUUUCAUAGACGAGCAGGGAUGCCGGCACCGCCAUCCGCUCUGUGGCACAGGCCAUUAAGUAUCACCAAAGCCCCGCACGCAAGCCCAGGGGCUGUCGAUAUACGAGCCGUGUCAGUGCCCAGCAUAUUACAGCCGGCGCCGGAGGGGUUUCAGCGCCUCCAGCCCCCGCAGGGCCCUGGUCUGGUGCAACCUGCGCGUGCCCAGCCAUCCCCGGGGCAAGAACCCGUCCAGAUCCCGGCCU